ACACCGAACGGUGAGGUAGGCUCUUUUUCUGUUUUCAGUGCUUAUUUUUCGUGAAAAUUACACGAUUUUCGUGAUAGUUUGUUGCAGUUUAUACAUUUUUGAUGCCUAUAAUUUACUGAGAGCGAAAGCGCAGGGGUGUAUCGGCGCACAGUGAACAGAGCAAUGGUAAUGGAGGCGUCCCCGUCACCGCAGAGCGUUGGCCGCGAAUUCGUUCGACAAUACUACACGUUGCUCAAUAAAGCGCCCGCCCACCUGCACAGGUUUUACAACAACUACUCGUCGUUCGUGCACGGCGGUCUCGAUGCGCCUAACCGCGAGACUCUGCCCGUGGUAGGGCAGAAGCAAAUUCACAAUCGUAUACAGCAGCUCAACUUCCGCGACUGCCAUGCCAAGAUUAGCCAGGUGGAUGCACAGGCGACCCUAGGCAAUGGAGUCGUGGUGCAAGUGACUGGUGAGUUGUCGAACGGUGGCGCACCCAUGCGUCGCUUUACGCAAACUUUUGUACUGGCCGCCCAGUCACCCAAGAAGUACUAUGUGCACAAUGACAUCUUCCGGUACCAGGACAUUGUCUUCUCGGACGAGGAGGGUGAGGGCAGUGGCCGCUCCGAAGGUGAAGAAGAGGAAGUGUCUCCCGCGGCCUACUUCCCAGCAGGAGGCUUCCCUCCUCCGCCUUUCCCUGCACCCCCGCAGCCACCGCACGCUCCGCUGGUGUCGCCUCCGCAGCCCACUCCACCAGUGCAGCCCGCAGUGCAGCCUACAGUACAGCCAGCACAGCCCGCGCAGCCCCAUCUGAACGGCCAUCCACAUGAGGACCCCACCAGGCACCUCGUGUCAGCUUUACAAGGUGCGUCUGUAACAAGUGCUCCACCGUCUGAGGAAAGCAUUGAAGUGAUCUCGGAGCCACCGCCCCAACCCGAACCGGAGCCCGAGAGGGAGCCUACGCCCCCGCCGCAGCCUGUGUCUCAAGCCCCGCCGGAGCCGAAGACGUACGCAAAUCUGCUGAAGUCGGGUGGAACACGCACGUCUCCGCCCGUUGCGCCCGCUCCUGCCCCCGCUCCGGCUCCGGCGCCCGUACCGCCGCUGGAGCAGCGCAAUCGUCCGCCACGCGCGCAUCCUAACGCUGCCGCGACCUCGGAGACACGCGAGAGCCGCGAGCCACGCGAGUCCCGCGAGCGCGAGGGUCGGCGAUACUCGGACUCGCAGCAGCUGUUCCUCGGGAACCUGCCCCACUCGGCGACCGAGGAGGAGCUCCGAGCUCUGUUCGAGCGUUUCGGCCCGGUCGCCGAGCUGCGCGUGCACGGCAAGGCCGCGGCACCCGGGGCCGCCAGGCACCCGAACUACGGCUUCAUCACGUACGAGAGCGCCCAAGCGGCGGCCGAAUGUCUGAACGCCGCUCCGCUGUUCUUCCCGCCCGAUGCCCCGGAGAGCGACCGCGUGAAGCUCAACGUGGAGGAGAAGAAGACACGCGGAAGGGACCCACCCCGUCGCCGUCCUACGUCUUCGCACCGCGCCUACCCGCGUAUGCCCUACCGCCGCUAGCCACGCCGCACUCAGGUGUGAGCGCGCGUCACGACAUUGGACGCCCGCCCCGUACGAAAGGACGUCUUCCUUCAAAUUAACCGCCGGCAUUUAUUCUGUAUCGCUAUACUCUACGAGACCGUCGCGCGAUCGGCCGGCACGGAAUCCCGUCACGUCCCCCGUGCUGUAAACACGCUUCGAUUUCUCUAAGUAGUUAGAUAGUAAAUUAAUUUUAUUUGCUCGUUGGAACUUGACAGGGAACUAUUCUGGCGGCGCACUGCGCACAUUGAACGAACGAACGUCUCGUUUCGCGUAAUGGAAAAACGGAAAACUUAAAAAAGGAAAACUGUCACGUUUCCGAUACGUAUACGUACACGUAUGAAUACGUAACAGAGUGCCGUGCGGAUAGUUCGACGGACGGAAACAGCGGUUUUUGUUUUGUAAUUAUUGUAUGUAAGUAUUGAAUUGCAAGCGUGCCUGUCGAGUUCUUUCGAAUCGAAUGUAUCGUUAGGGUUUUCAAUGUUUUGUUACAUAUUAAAAUUAUUUGUAUGUGUGAAUAACAUUUAUUUAUACGACUAACGCAACGAACAGCAAGCCCCAGUUAACUUAAUGUUUGACGCACGCCAGCCAUACGGGAAUACAAAUUUGAUGUUUAGAUAAAAAAUAGGCAGGCAUUUUACAGAAUUCUUAAUGAGUUUCGAUCAGAAUCCGUGCAUGAACUACAUAGGCCCAUGUAUUCGUGUCAACCGCGUACACGUGAAGCUCGUGGAUUGUGAUACUCAAUCACUUGGGUAAUUUCUGUAUACUUAUAAUUCGGUCUUUAUAUGUUUGAAAGUAUCAUGGCGUUGCAUAUGUCCAGUUUAGUUGGAGCUACGGAGCUGUUAUAUUGGAGAUCUUGGUUUUGGAAAUCCAGUUUCAAUUCUAUAGAAUGUAUUAUCAGGGUCAUUUAUAUAACGUAUUACCUGGUAUAAUAGGGAGCUUUCAAGUAUUACGUAGCACAUUGUUUAUCUCCCCCCCCCCCCCU
Pieris brassicae (large cabbage white) is the source of this 2542-nucleotide messenger RNA. RefSeq names its product ras GTPase-activating protein-binding protein 2 (gene rin). The transcript is spliced from 9 exons. The record is from RefSeq and is a predicted model, not a curated record. Gene Ontology annotation, cellular component: ribonucleoprotein complex; cytosol. Gene Ontology annotation, molecular function: mRNA binding. Lineage: Eukaryota; Metazoa; Arthropoda; Insecta; Lepidoptera; Pieridae. Bases 163 to 1539 code for a protein of 458 amino acids.